AUGGAUUCAUUCCUGCUGUCAUCAGCGGGUGGACAAGCCGCUGCCAUUGACAAUGAAUUGAGAGGACUCACCCUGACAGUCUCUACCAACACCGGUACUACCACGGCUAUCCAAGAGGGAGAGUGCGGCCACCGUGGUGCCCUUCAAGGUUUACAGCCGGAGCCUACGGUUGCAAGUCUCCCUCCUGGUUGCAGACCUGGAGCCAAUGACUUCAUGUUCCGCGAACAACAACCCUUGUUUCCCUUCGAUGCAGUGAACAUCCUCGGUGCAAACACCGGCGGCGGCGUUUGCAGCGGCGAUGGUAUCGAGGCGGCCGAUGACAGGAGUGAGAGCGGGACUCACGCCUAUAGCAGCACCGGAGUGCGUGGAGGCACGGGUCCCGUCUUUGCCCUAGGUAGCGGUGGAGGCGCCGGGGUUGCUGCCGGCGGUGCGGCAGGCGGUGGAGGAGACGUGCGAAGCAAGAAGAGGCCGGCUAGCAGAGGCCGUGGCCGCGACAGACUUGGAGGAAUGUCUGGCACCGCUAAGCUCAAGCCAAGACCUCGCACCACUUCCACCGCCACGAAGCCGUGUGAUGUCGCCACCGCCAAGGCAUCAUUGAGGACCGAGGCAGACAUCCAGGGAGUAGUGGACGAGAUCAAAUCCCGUAAUCCGAACAAUGGUGGGGGUCGGCAGGCAAAAGGAGGCCGCUGGACGGCUGAAGAGGACAACACUUUACGCAACAUCGUGAGUCGCGACGGAGAGGGGAAAUGGAAGGAAAAGGCGGAGGAGCUUAACUACGUAAUGGCCAGCCACUACGAGGCCAUGGCCGCAGUCGCCGCCGCCGAGGGCGAUCAUGCCGUGCAGCAGUACGGAAGGGCCGCCGCGCAAUGCUUGCACAGGUGGAAGAAGGUUUUGCAACCGGGGUUAAACAAGCGACACUGGACCCCUGAAGAGGACGAAAUAGUUCGAGGGACGGUAUUAAGCGCGCAGGCGAUCGGGGCGGUGAAGUGGAGCCUUGUGGCUAUGCUUCUUCCGGGAAGACUCGGUAAGCAGUGCCGCGAGCGCUGGUUCAACCACCUCGACCCGACGGUGAAGAAGACGGAGUGGACACCUCAUGAGGACGAGGUGCUGUUCAAUGCGCAGGCGUUUUUCGGCACCCGCUGGUGCGAGAUCUCAAAGUUCCUUCCCGGUCGCACGGAAAAUGCCGUCAAGAACCGGUACAACUCCUCCGCGAGGCAAAAGUGGUUCAGCAGCCAACCCCAGGCAAACGGCCGCCCGGCCAGCAAGAAGGCGGCUUCCAAGGCCUUCCUCGACAGACUCAUGGACACGCUCGGAAAUGACGGCGGAGGAGGUGACGACGGCAACGGAGGCGACGGUUCUUGCUCCGGCAGCAAGCGCAUCCUGGAGCGGAACGCCAAGUCAGCACAGCCUAACCCGGUUUACGGGCAGCUUCCUCCUUCCGCACUCCUCUCGUCCUCCUCGCCAGGUAGCAAGCCGGCAAAGAGGCAAAGGGUUCAGCUGCCGGGCCUCCUCAACCAGCAGAACACCGGUUUCCUUGGUUUUUCGUCCCUGGCGGGAACACACACCGGCCUCCCGUACACGACCAACGAUACCACUGCUGCCGCUGCUUCUACCGCUGCUGGUACGCGCUACGCCGGCCUUGGCGGCGGGGCCAGGACUAGCGCCGGCGCCGCCGUCGGCACGAUUUCCACCGGCGACGAGCUUUUUGCGGCGAUCUUGACGGGUGACAAACAACGCGAGAAGAAGAAGCAGCAGGUACAGAAACAGCCAAAGCGCAACCACAAGCGCCGCAGCGAAAGGGCCGGCUCCAUGGUGACGGCGGUCCCAAGGGUCCGCAAUUCCCGCGGCGGCAAGGUGUCUCGCCACGUAGUGAAAAAGACAGCACCGCACGGACCGCGGGUUGUUCCGGCAGCUCUCGCCGUCCCUUCGUCCCAGCACGAAAAUAUGAUGGGCAGCUGCGGAAAGCGGGAACUGGAGGCGGCAGGAUCGGCGGGAAUAUCGGGCAUGCACGAGCAACACCCCACGGUCGGCGCGAUGUCCUGUCUGGAGGAGGAAGGAGGGGUCAAGAACACGGCGCCGGGAAGGAACAAUGGUAAAAGCGCGGGGCUCGCGGGAUGCAGCUCGGCCGCAAGCUCGCCAAGCGAUUCGCCGGCGACGGAAGAACACGACCGCCGGUCAUGCGUAACCUGGCGUUCGGGGAGUGGCGGAAUACCUCAGUGGGGCAGCGUACGUGAUAGCGACGGCUUCAGCGACCAGAUAUACGGGAGCGCGGAGGAAACAACCUUUGCAGCGGAAGCGAUUGCGAACAAGAUCACAGCAAAUGUUGAGAGGGAGGCCGAAAACUUGACCCCGCCCGCCGCCGCUGCUGCUGUUGCUGCCGUCAAGACUGAAGCGGCGCAAAGGUACUUGAGGGGGGAGUGGACUCUGACGUCUCAGCGACCGCUGCCAUUGUCUUGCGGGACCCCUAUCCCGCAAUUCCACCCGUACUUCGAGCUCGCCACAAAGAAGCACAGCAAAGACAGCACCAGCAUCAGCAACAGCUCCAUUUUUUGGGCCGCUGGCACUUCCGAUUCGUCGCCAUCAUCACCACCGGUGUUGGCAUCUGUACUAGGCGGAAGCAACAGCAACAGCAACAGCAGCAGGACAAGCUCCACCAGCAAACUCAGCCGCAGCGGCGCCUCCGAUUGCUCGAGUCAGAAGGCCAACAACGUGGUUCCUAGCAACAAGACCGUAGAAACACAAACAGGUAUCAGCGUCAACACGAACGGCUCGCCGCCGCCGUUGUGCACACCGGAACUUGCGACCGACAACAACAACAAGCACAGCACCGACAACAACAACAGCAGCAGCAGCAGCAGCAGCAGCAACAGCCACAACCGUGCAGAGUCCUUCCUGGAAGCCUUCCUCCCAGACGAUACCAAUCCCCCCGAACUCCCAUUCGCGCCGUCCGAGGUUUUGGGGUCGGGUAGAAGGGUGGGCUUGGGGAACGACUUGCGUAGCUCCUCCGCCACGUCAAUGAUGAUGAUGAUGAUGUUCGGCGUCGGCGUUGGCGCUUCCGGGCUGUUCGGCGGUUUAGGGGUUCCCCCCGCCGUCGCGGACAAUACCUGGCACAAUGGUAACGAUGGCGAUAUCCGUCCCGCCGCAUUGAUGCCGAACAAUCAGCGUGCGAGCAGCGGCAGCGGCGACGGUGGCAGUAGCACUGGCAUCUCCAGCAGCGCGACCGGUGGCGGCGGUAGCGGCGGUGUCAUCAGCUUGCCUUCUUCGCCCUCUACCGUCGCUUCCGCCCGCACGACGCCCAUCACCGUACCAAUCGUCCAACGGGUCCAAGGCCAGGAAGGUACCCCGCCGACGGUCUGGCCGGCUAGCAACGAAGGACGCCAGGCACAAACGGAUCCGACACCGGGGAUGGCGCCGUUGCCGGUGCCGUUCACGACGCCCUUUCCCGCCACCGGCGCUCGUUCAUCGCCCCCCGUGGGAGAAGCGAUGACGGCAUUGUCGGCAGCCUCGCCCGCGAUCUGGACCGCGUUUUCGUACUCCCCCGCGGUCCCACCGCCGUUCCCGUGGCAAGGGGUGCGCGGUCCGAUCCCUCCGAGCAUCACGGCAAGCACCGUAGUGGACGGCGGCGGCGGUGGUGGCGCGGACCAUGGCACGGGGGAGCAGCAUCAGCGAGCGUCGCCCGGCCAGCACGCAGUGACUGACGAUUCGGUGGUAUUCCAGAGUGAUGCUAGCGGUGCUAGCGGUGCUAGCCUCAUCGACGGGCAGCAGCAGCAACAGAGCCACCUGCCCGUCAAAGACCAAGUAUCUAGUGCCCCCGCUACACCUCACAGCGGCAAGGGAGGUGGCGGCGGCGGCAUCGACCGCGGUUGUGACUUGAGAAGCCGGUCGACAGCAUCACUAGCUACGCCAAGCUUGCCGGCGGGUGCGGCGGUCGAUGGUCUCACCCCGAGUGGUGGCACUUGCUUUGGCGGCGGCGGUGGCAGCGGUACACCCGACGGCGACCAGGUGACCGCCACAAGCGUGGACCAAGACCCGGACACCAACGGUCGUGGUGAGAGCAGCGUCGGCGAUUGCAUCACUCCGUCGUAG
Molecule: messenger RNA, 4086 nt
Organism: Ectocarpus sp. CCAP 1310/34
Lineage: Eukaryota; Phaeophyceae; Ectocarpales; Ectocarpaceae
Source: the annotation of a GenBank genome assembly